Exophiala dermatitidis NIH/UT8656 is the source of this 3436-nucleotide messenger RNA. RefSeq names its product ATP-binding cassette, sub-family F, member 3. The record is from RefSeq and is a predicted model, not a curated record. Gene Ontology annotation, molecular function: ATP hydrolysis activity; ATP binding. The coding region runs from base 1075 to 3336 and encodes 753 amino acids. Lineage: Eukaryota; Fungi; Ascomycota; Eurotiomycetes; Chaetothyriales; Herpotrichiellaceae. The transcript has a single exon.
GGGGAAGCAAGGACUCGAACAGCACUAGAAUAUGCGUCAAUUCCCUUUUUUUGCUGCUCCCUAUGUAGGAAAGCUGUCGGGCCUAGGAAGCUGACUCGGUUCAGACGAUAUAGGUCCCUGUUACGGUCCCUUAUGGCAACAUGGUAGGCAUGCUCUUGGGCAGUUGCACCAUUAUCGGACACACUGGGACACGUGGAAAACGUUUUGAUUUGGCACGCUUCUUGGGUUGUGUUAGUACUGGCCAACACUUCAACAGUAAGGGUACAAGCAAUUUCCAAGCUCAGGGAUGCAGCAUGGAGGAUGAAGGAAGUGACGAGCAGUGUCGAUGGAAAACGUUGGAGUUGAAAUGCCUGCAAGAUGCCCCUCCCCAAAGCGGAAUGGUGCCGUCCGCCGCCAAGACUCGCGAGGCAACUUCGCGCCUGGGAUCGAAAGUUCAAGUUUAACUCGACCCGGAAGUUGUUUCGCUGUUUUCGUGAUUGCAUGCCAGUGGCAGUACAAAUUCUGACUGCAUAGGUACGACGAAGGAACAGUUUGUUCAACCAUCAACCGCAUCGGCAGGAAACCUGUUCGACAAAACCUAGAAUUCGUCCGUCCGUGACUGCAGAUAUCACAUCCGUCUGGACCCAACGAACCGCCAGAAGGAAUCCCGUCAUCAGGACAACUAUACCUUCACAGGGUUCGACCAAGGGGCAUCACAUCUAGUCCUCGUCGCUUGCCUCCUGGCCUGACAGAGAUCUUUGCUCUUGUUGCCGCAGCUGAGGCUCAACGGCUGAUCGUUCUGUUAAAUUCUGGCGGUGUUUUCUGCCAGGACCAAGAGAUUGCAGUUUGAGAGAGAGUUUCCUUGCCACCUCAUCACGCUCUCUUCCAGAUCAAGAUUGGACGUGGGCCUUUUCAUCACGAGCGGACUACUAUUCGCCUUUUGAGCUGUACUCAGUCUCUAUCCGGUUCUGUCAUAUCAAAUCCAAUUUCUGCAGUGGGUUGUGGAUUCUAAGCGAUUAUCUGACUCUCCUCGUCUGAGACCGCUCCCAGUGUUACACCACUCCUUUGAAGGCCAGAAUUCAGAUACCUGUUCCAAUGGAGGCUGAAAUCCAGGCUCAGAUACCUCAUAUUGACCCUGUUCUAUCGGAAUACUCGGUGGGAUAUCUCAACCAUGCGUCCAAGCAGUAUUUCUCAGAGGAGGAUCCUUCUGGCCUGCCUCCACAGGCAGAAGCUCUGGAAACCAUAACCUCCCUUCUUGUGUCCGCCUCGGGAGACUUCUCUGAACAGAAUGAAGCCUCGAUCCGGAAUCUGGUCGAAAAGUUCAUCGCUAGAUUGAAUGACGCCAAUGGUGUCGACCCUGAACGGAAGCAGAUGCCCUUUGCUGCCAAAAAGCUUGAACAGACCAUUCAAGUAAGCUCACAACGGAACAUUUCCUCCACCUUAGGAUUGACCAGUGGUGCUAUUGACCUCGAGGCUGCCAAUGCUCGAAAGGUGGAAUCCAAGGUGGACAAGAAAAAGCUCGAGAAGGCCGAACGGAAAAUCCGUGCCAAACAAGACAAAAAGAUUAUGAAAAAUGUUGAGUACGAAGCUUCGCGGCUGCUGGAUCAACCGGACAGCACUCAGUCUUACGAAGAGUUCUUCAUGGCUGUCAACCCACUUCAACUUGGCUCAGAUUCUCAAUCAAAGAGCAAGGACAUCAAGGUUGACGGCAUUGACAUAUCAAUCUCCGGUAAACGAAUUCUCACCGAUGCAUCACUGACCCUCGCGUACGGUCGACGGUAUGGUCUUGUUGGUCGGAACGGUAUUGGUAAAUCCACGCUGCUGCGUGCUUUGAGUCGGCGUGAGGUGGCCAUUCCAACACACAUAUCCAUUCUCCAUGUUGAACAAGAGAUCCUGGGGGACGAUACGCCAGCUUUGCAGGCCGUACUUGACGCCGAUGUUUGGCGGAAACAUUUGCUUGCCGAGCAGGAGAAGAUCACCAAACAACUUGCGGCGUUGGAGGCAGAGAGGUCGAAGAUGGCAGAUACAUCGAAAGAUGCAGCUCGCCUCGACCAUGAAAAAGACGGAUUGGAUACGACGUUGGGGGAUAUUCAAGCCAAACUCAGUGAAAUGGAAUCGGACAAGGCUGAAUCUCGUGCUGCCAGUAUCUUGGCCGGUCUGGGAUUCUCGACAGAGCGUCAACAAUAUCCCACCAAGACCUUCUCUGGCGGUUGGAGAAUGAGACUGGCGCUGGCGAGAGCCUUGUUUUGUGAACCAGACCUGCUACUCCUCGAUGAACCUUCUAACAUGUUGGAUGUACCCUCAAUCACCUUUUUGGCCAACUACUUGCAAACAUAUCCCAGCACUGUGUUGGUCGUGUCCCACGAUCGCGCUUUCCUCAACGAGGUUGCAACAGACAUCAUACAUCAACACUCGGAGAGGCUGGACUACUACAAGGGAGCCAACUUCGAUUCAUUCUACGCCACCAAGGAAGAACGGAGGAAGAAUGCCAAACGGGAGUACGAAAACCAAAUGGCCCAACGAGCUCACCUUCAAGCCUUCAUCGACAAAUUCAGAUAUAAUGCCGCCAAAUCAUCUGAGGCCCAGUCUCGCAUCAAGAAGCUGGAAAAAAUGCCUGUGCUGGAACCUCCGGAGGCAGAGUAUACAGUGCAAUUCAAAUUUCCUGACGUUGAAAAACUGUCACCCCCGAUUAUCCAGAUGUCCAAUGUGGCCUUCGGUUACAUCAAAGACAAACCCCUUUUGCGCAACGUUGACUUGGAUGUCCAGCUGGACUCCAGAAUUGGUAUUGUCGGACCUAAUGGAGCGGGUAAGACGACGGUGUUAAAGCUGCUUAUUGGGCAACUUCAGCCUACGUCUGGAAUGAUAACACAACAUCCCCGCCUUCGUAUUGGGUUCUUUGCUCAACACCAUGUGGAUGCACUUGACAUGAAUACCUCUGCGGUUGGUUUCAUGCAAAAGAACUACCCGGGCAAAACAGACGAAGAAUAUCGCCGUCAUCUCGGAGCUUUUGGCAUUACUGGGAUGACGGGCCUGCAGAAACUCGAAUUACUGUCUGGAGGUCAAAAGUCCAGGGUCGCAUUCGCCUGUCUGUCAUUGACCAACCCCCAUAUCCUUGUGCUUGAUGAACCGUCCAAUCAUUUGGAUAUUGAGGCAAUGGAUGCACUGUCAGACGCCCUGCAAAAGUUCCAGGGAGGUGUUUUGAUGGUCAGUCACGACGUGACCAUGCUGCAAAAUGUGUGCAACAGCCUGUGGGUCUGUGACAAGGGAACAGUUGAGAAAUUCCCUGGCGAUGUGAAUGCCUACAAGAAGAAGAUCACUGCGCAGGCCAACGAGGCUGGAGUUGUCCAAGCCCAUUGAGCUGCUAUACCAAUCUGUCAGUGUCCAAGUAACUACAAAUGUAUGUAGGAAUCAAAACUUGAUAAUUAUGACACAACGUAAAGCAUGACUUUGGGCACCA